Messenger RNA from Amphimedon queenslandica, 2489 nucleotides. Its product is annotated as U4/U6 small nuclear ribonucleoprotein Prp3-like. The transcript has 18 exons. The record is from RefSeq and is a predicted model, not a curated record. Gene Ontology annotation, cellular component: U4/U6 x U5 tri-snRNP complex. Gene Ontology annotation, biological process: mRNA splicing, via spliceosome. Lineage: Eukaryota; Metazoa; Porifera; Demospongiae; Haplosclerida; Niphatidae. Bases 501 to 2405 code for a protein of 634 amino acids.
GUAGAUUGAUUCUGCAAUUGCUGCAGCUCGCAAGUUGUGGAUCAGUGAACAGGAUAAAAGAACAAAUGAGCUCAUUCAGUUAUCCCUGAAGCAAGUCCAAGAGAAGCACUCGUCGACUCUUAAGAAGCUUGUUCAAGAGAAAGGUGAAGUUAUACAGCUCCUGGACAUUAGUAAUCAAGAGAAAUUGAAAUUGGAGCAAGAUUUUAAAAAGACAAAAGAGAAAUUAAAGAAAGUAAUGAAGAGAGCAGAUAAACUAGAGGGAGUAUUGAAGAACUUUAAAGAAGCUUUGCCUUCUUUCCAAAAGGAUCUAGUCGAACUGAUGGCUAGCACGUUAUUGGCUCAGGAGAAAUGGUACACACAGCAUAACUGAUAUUAUCCUAUUAUUAUAAAAGUUUUAUUAAUCAUCAUCAAAACUACUUUCAUAGUCACAUGAGGUCACGUGGUUAAGAUAUACGGAGAUAACCGGAUAAGUAAAGGGUCACAUUUCGAUACGUGAGGCUAUGCUCUCAAAGUUUGAAUUGGAAUUAUUGAGGCCAUGGGUUUCUGGAAGGGUCACCGCUCUCCUGGGAGGCUUCAAUCCAACAGUAGUCAAUACAGUGUUAGAAUGUAUCGCUAAGAGCCUCAACAGGCAAGCAACAACAGAAAAGCUAAGAACCUACUUAGAGCAUGAGACUGCUGGUUUUGUUGAGAAUUUGUAUCGUAAAGUUUUAGAAGUUAAAUCGGCCAACAUAGCCACAGGAUCCAGCAUACAAGGAAUAAAGAGAGCAUUUGAAUCAGCAGAAGCAGCUGCAAAUGCACCAGCAACAAAGAAAAGUCGAUUUGGUCCAGCUGAGACUAAAGGUGGGAGUAUGUCACAUGCAGAGAUUGAGGCAGUCCUUCAGUCGACCAUCAAAGAUAUCGAGGAGAAAAGAUCACAGACCAAAUCCUUCCUACCUAAAUCUAGUGCAGCUGGUAUAUUGCCUACGCCUAAAGCUAUUGCAAUACCUGCCAGUCAGAUACCUAUAGUCAGCAGUGCAGUAGAGAAGGCAAAGAGAGCUGCAGAACUGCAAGCAAAAAUAAGCAGCACUUUAGCAUCUAAACCAGGUCUACUGGCAUCGGUGACUGAGAAGAUGGCACUGAACAAGCCAGUGCCUCUAGUGUUGGAUUCUGAAGGUAAGUCGGAUAUACCAACUGCUACUAGAGCACCUACUCUAAUGGCUAAUGUCAGAGCUCAGCAAAGAGCUCAGGUUAAGCAGAUCAGUCGGGAACAGCCAAAGAGGGAGGAGCGGCCGGAGAGGAACCCCUACUUUGAUCAGAGGGUAACACCACAAGUCGGAGGAAGAGGACGAAAGCAGUUCAAAUUCAAUGACCCUGGCAAGUAUGUCAAGUUAGGACAGACGAUAAGGACUAAAGCUAAAAUGGAGAAACUUCAGUCUGAGAUUGCAUCAAGUGCUCGUAAGACCGGAAUAUCAUCAGCAACCAAACUAGCACUCAUUGCACCAACCACUGAAGAGAGAGAAGAUGAUAUACCACUUGUUGAAUGGUGGGAUGCCGACCUACUCCCCAGCAGGGCAUAUGAAGACUAUGACAGAGUAUUACCAUUGGAACAGAAAUACAAAGAAAUCACAAACUUGAUUGAACACCCACUACCAGUUGAACCAGCAGGUCAACCGAAUAAGCCGAUACUGCCUCCUGUCAUUUUGACUAAAAAUGAACGCAAGAAGAUACGCAAGCAGAGAAGGAGAGAGGCCGAGCUUGAAAAGCAAGAAAAGAUACGAUUUGGCUUUAUGGACAAACCAGAACCAAAACUUCGUAUAUCAAAUAUGAUGCGCGUAUUAGCAACUGAUGCUAUACAAGAUCCUACGAAGAUCACUGCUCAAGUCAAGGCACAAAUGGCCGAGAGACAAAGAAUACAUGAAGAAGCUAAUGCUGCUCGAAUGUUAACUCCUGAGCAGCGGCGAGCAAAGAAACUUCAAAAGAUACAAGAGGACACGAGCACUGGCGUUCACAUCACUGUCUAUCGCAUCAAAGACCUUUCAAAUCAUUCCAAUAAAUUCAAAGUUGAUAUAAAUGCCCAGCAGUAUCAUUUGACUGGGUGCGUGUUAGUGUAUCCAAAUGUUAAUCUUGUGGUUGUGGAGGGAGGGCCGAAAGCACAGAAGAAAUACAAGAAGCUGAUGUUGCAUAGGAUUAAAUGGAAUCCAGAGAACAUUGGAGAUGAUGAUGAAUCUGAUAGUGAGAAGAAUUCUAAUGCUAACAGUUGUACUGUAGUCUGGGAGGGUGUUAGGAGUACACGUCAUUUCUAUGACUGGAGGUUCAAGCAGUGCCCCAGUGAGACGAUAGCUCGUGAGCAUCUUAAGAAGCAUGGAGCUGAACAUUACUGGGACAUGGCUCUCUCUUUGAGUAUAGUUGACCAAGACAAAGAAUAAUCAAGAAUACUAGCUACAGCUCUCAAUUAACAGGCAGAACUUUCAUUUUAUUUUAAUAAAUAAUAUAAUAAUAAAUAAAUUGAU